AUGCUUGGAUAUUUUGUGGAGGCAGAUUGUGUGGGCUUUGGUGGUUGUGAGGAUGAAAUGGAAAGAGCAAAGGCCAAAAGCCAAAGAGAGAAGGAGCAGCACGCCCGUUGGAUUGGAAAGGGUGGAACCUCUGCUUUCCAGAAGGCGGUCGUCUGCUCCUUCUGUCUUUGGCUGUCUUGGGGAUCCUGGCCGGGCCCCACUUUCCUGUUUUCUGCCCGGCAAAUGGGACCGGGCGCCCAAAAUUUCCUUGGUGCAAUUCAAAUCGAAUCACGUGCGAAACCAGUUAGCACUUCCGCUCCUAUUGUUUUGCCUUGUAGCUGGGGCUCCACCACUUUAACGUGCAUCAAGCAUUAA
Molecule: messenger RNA, 354 nt
Organism: Sporothrix schenckii 1099-18
Lineage: Eukaryota; Fungi; Ascomycota; Sordariomycetes; Ophiostomatales; Ophiostomataceae
Exons: 1
Coding region: 1-354 (117 amino acids)
Source: RefSeq, a predicted model, not a curated record